CUUGAAGAAGUACCCUGAUGCCUCGGCAGCGCAGCCUCUGGCGUACGUAAAACAGUCGAUUAGCGCCAGAUGUCUGCCAGGCCUGGCGAGUUUGGGAAAUUUGAUUUGAUUUGAUUUAUUGUUUUCUUCAGCAUCCAUGGAACAUUCGUAUAAUACAUUUUCUAUAACAUAAUAAACAUAAUAUGUUAGCAUUUUUGGCAUGAAUCUUAAAUAAAGUGUACAAAAAAAAUAUAAUUCCAGAUAAAAAAUGAUUAACUACCAAAUUAUUAUAUGAUAUUCACAAUUUGCAGGAGAAUGAUUGUCAUCAUAAGCAGAUUGCUUGAAGAAAAAUGACAAUCCCAAACUAAAACUAAUUGAAUUAAUUAAUACAUUUAUAAAGCAGAAUGGGCAUAUAUUUUUAAAUACGAAACAUCAAUUCAUGCAAUAUUUUUAGUAUGAAGAUGAAGAUGAUAAAGGUGAGGGUGACGGUGAUAUGAUGAUGAUGAUGAUGAAGGCCAUGGAGAUGAUGCUGGUCAUGAUGGAGAUAUCAUUAAAUGACUGCGUCCCGCACUCAAAAAUGACGAAAUACAUACUGCCGUCCAAUGACAAAAAGGAAGCAACUUAUUUUUUUUCUCAAAAAUUUACCUUUUCCUUGAUUUUUUUAAAUGCCUGUGUCUGUAUGCUCUACAUGAUGCUAUAGGAAUUUGAGUCACAUUGCCCCCCAAUUUCUAAAAUAUAUAAUGGACAUUUCAAAAGCGAAUAACUAUGUUUCCACAUAAUACAAUAACACAAGUCAUUUGCCUCAUUAACUUUAGAAACGAAUUCUACAGAGUUGUUUCCUUUUGUUAUGAGACGACAGUAUUUUUUAUUUGAUAUUUAUUAUCUAAUAAAUAAUUGCUCUCUGUUCGUUUCGACCUUGUAGGAACUCAUUGUACACAAACUGGGGCCAGAAUUAAAUGACAGUGCACAUAAUUAUUCACUUUAAAAAAAAUGUUUGGCAAUUUCCAAAGUGUGCUUUUUGUACUCACACGUUAUAUUCAGUCGUUUCUGGGUUGUUGUUUUUGUCAUUGGUUUAUAAUAAUGAUGUUUCACAUCAAAUAAUACUAAAAAAUAUAUCAAAAAUAACGAUUUUAAAUGUUUCUUUGUUCCAUUUUCAUUUUUAUUAAAAUCAUUCAAAAGGAACAGGAGCGACCAUGAUGUAACUUAGUAAAUAAUAAACAAAACGGAAAAUAAUAAGCUGAAAAUAAAAAGGUAGGCCAGCAAGAAAAAGCAUUUGGAUAUACUGUAUCCCCCUAAUUGAAAUAUCAAAAUAUAGUCAUCUCGAUUAAUACUGUCUGAAUUUGAUUUGACCUAUAAAAAAAAAUUUAAUGAUUCUUGUAAUAAUUUGAAAAUGUACUUUUGAUAAUUGUAAUACUGAUAAAUGAUAGCAAGAUAAUCAAAUUGAUUUAUACAGAAGUAAAUAAUACAUAGGUCUAUAUGGAAAACACUAUCUGUUGUCCUAUAUUUGCUACUUACGUACUUACGACAUAUAAAUUACUUUUUGCUGUAGGCUUAGUGAAUAUCUCCCCUUUAGAUGGCCAUCAUUGCAUCCAUGAUGUCUAAGUAAUUAAUAAAAAAUGGUCGAGCACCAAAAUAAAGCGAGGGAUGCGCAAAUGAAUUCUCCAUUUUAAUUACGAUUCGGCAAAGAGUACUAGUAUAUGCCCAGACUAGACACGGUAAAUGUGAAUGAAUUGGACUUGACAAUAACUUGUUACCAUGCCAACGUAAUUUAGAUAUCAACAACGUUGAUCCAUGGAGCUAAACCGAAAGUAUAGACCGAGUGUGUUGUAUAUAUUUUCAACCUACUUCGGUUUGUGUGCCGACUGUCACACAAAUGCAAAUUCUUCCAGACUUGGUCGAUACCAAGUAAUUCAAAACAACGCAAAUGUUUUGAUCGGUUAUAGCUAAGUGUGACUGCUCCCUUGUGUACAAAUACGGACUAUAAUUUAUCAUCGACUUGCAGCCUUUGGCAUGUUGAGUACAAUUUUUCAUGUCAAUGCAUUCGAAUAAUAGACCAUGCAAACAGGUAACGGGGAUGCAGGUUUAUUUUCUAUAGUAGAGCCAAUUUCGAAUGGGUCAGCAGUUGGCGGAAUGUACCGUUAUAUAUCAUAUUUAGAAGGAAAAAAUGGUUCGAUUAGGAUGAUAUUAUUGCGAAUAUCUGAACUGGACAAGAACAGCUUCUUGACAAAAAUGCGGCAUGAGGCGAGGAACCUGUCAAGUUUAUGUACACUUUUCAUACUGAUAUAUAUGAAUCUAUACCAGUAGAUAUAUUUACUGGUAUAUGUAUUUAUUGGAGAUUGCAUCACUGCCAUGCUAAAUAAGCAUGCAAUGCUCUGCAUAAUCAUGAUAAUAAUUGUCGAGUCCAUGCAUAUUUCCCGCCGGUUUGUUUCAACCAAGCACUAUUCUUCAGUUAAUUGUACCCGAGCUCUCUUGAAACGGUUAUACUCAUUAUCUCUCUCGAACAUUUCCGGAAGUGCUUUAUAAGCUAGAUCCUUCGACUUUCUAAGGAAAUACAUUAUUCUUUUUUUCUUCGCGAUAGUUCGGAUAACAAUCAGCGAGGGAUUUCUAGAGGUUAUAGACAGGAAAGCAAGCAGAACGGCAUAAAAAGAUACCGGAUCGUCUGAUAUUAGUCGGAUAACGUGCAGGAUUAACAUGGCGGUUAUUCAUCUUCGCGAGGAGAUGAUAUCUUGAGGCAAAAUGUCGCUCUCGUCAUUGACAUGUGAUUGCCGGGUCGUAUUACAGCAGCAGCAUGAUACAUGGACCACAGCAAUCUGAAUAUUCAUCGCCAGUUCAAUAAGUAAUGUAAUUCAGGCAUUCGUUCUGGAUUGAAUAAAUCAUUAAUUCAAUUGUUCCAACGCGUGUAGUAGCCGCAAUCAACGAGUCUGCUAAAUUACUGGACACUGGAAAUGAUAUCGCCCCAAAUUCUUCAACUGAUGCGUGUCGUCCUAUGACAGGAGUCUAAUUUCAACCGCGAAAAGCCGGCUUUAUCUCCCUGACACUUACUAACAGGUCUUUAGUCUAUCAAGGAAAGCAUGGACCUACUAAAUUAACACAUGAGAGGUGAUUCAUGACCCGUACUUUUUCCGCAUGCAUCUAUACGUUGUUUUGUAAUUUAUAUAGCAGUGUAACAAACGUUAUGCAUUGAAGAUCCGGUUGUGCUUUAAUACGAUCCUCGGUUUAUUACUGCCCAUGUGAUAAGGAGUUACAUCCUUUCAAAGUGAAAAGCAGAACUGACUUGUUGCUUCCGCGGUUAAACGAAUGUGGUAGAUUCAGCUGAAUGCAGUGUGGGGCACUUAGGCAGAACUUAUCCGGCUUCAAAUUUGUUCGUUGUUCAUUUUUCGACUCUUACAAUCGGACUAUGGCGAUAAUCUGCUUUAUGUAGAACUAUUGUUAUGAAAACUAUUACCGUUCACUAGCCGCUCAUCAGUACUACUGUCCAAGCAUGGUGAAAUCGUGUAACCAUUCUGAUUUGUAUUCAUUGCAGAGUAUACUUUAGUUUUACUUAACAGAAUUAGAAGGGUGUAUUUAAAGGUAUACAGUGGAUGUGUUCAUAGGUCGACGCAGAGGGCGCUACGCGUAGCAGGAGGAUUCCUCAACACUCUUGACCCACCGCAAUUCCAAUUCACCAUGGCUCUAAUGCGUACGUUUUACCGAUGUGGCAGGGGCUUCACCUUCGCCACCGUCUUUGCCGUAGCAUUCAUCAUAACCCUCAAUAAUAUAAUAUCAUACCAGCCCGUGGAUGACUACACCCGAGAGAAUUCCAGAGACUACAGCUUCGGAUCAACCAACGACACGAAACCCCACAGUAUACCUUUUCCAGACCUGGCCAGGAAGGCUCAAUGGUUCACAAUAUACGCUUUAACUGAUCAACAAAAAGCAGUGGAGAAUUGGAAACUAAGCCCGGAUCGGCACAAUUACCAUUACCUCCACAACCCAGCGCAUAUAUGUGCAGAUGAAGCAGGUCCUUCAGAUAUCAUUUUGGUUAUAUUUGUCAAUUCUUCUCCGAGAAAUGCCGGGAAGAGGGCGUAUAUACGAAACACCUUUGGUAGCUAUUACGAGUGGCCAACGCACGAAGGAGGUGCCUCUGUCAUGCGCGUUGUGUUUUUACUCGGUGCGGUCAAGGACACCAGACUCCAAGCAGACAUCAACCUUGAAUCUGACAUCUACAAAGACAUCGUGCAGGAGUCUUUCAUCGAUGACUACCUGAACCUGACACGGAAGACUGUCAUGGGGAUGAAGUGGGUUACCAAAUAUUGCAGGAGCGCCAAGUACACGAUGAAAGUGGACGAUGAUAUCAUCAUCAACGCACCUCUGGUCUACAACAUCCUUCAGACUGCAUCUCCCACCAACUUCACUCUAGGGACAGUUCUUCGGAAAGCCACUCCGGUUCGUUCACCAAGAGGACAAUACGGGAAGUUCCUCACACCACUGACGUUGUAUCCUCACAAGGUCUACCCUCCAUACUUCAACGGCCAUGCCUAUAUACUUUCCACGGACGUCGUUGAGAACAUCUACCGCGUUUCCAUGGAAACGGACCUCUUUCCUUGGUCCGAUGUCUUCAUUGGAAUGUGCCUAAAUAAACUUGGGAUUCGGUUGCGCCAUUCGAGCCGCUUUCUGAGCGUAAAAUUCCCGAUGGCCACCAAGACGCAGUUGUCGGAGGAGGGGAAUGCCCUGGAUGAGUUUCGGGAAUACGUUAGCGUUUUUCAUUUUACUGUACCCAUUAUGAAUCAGUUAUGGGAAAUUUGGACUCGAGAUCUUUGAAUACUCGUCAUCAUUCAUCAUGUUCACAUUCCAAACUACCGGGCGGAUUUUUGAUUGAAUGACUAUUAAAUUGGUGAUGAUCAAACUUAAAACAAAAUUAUUUAAGUUCACCAUAUUCAUUUGUUAGAAUCCUCAAAUACUGUGAUUAGGGUUCUGAGACCAAAUUUAACUUGAAAUUUUAGAAAAAAAACAGUUAUGCAAAAUGAUAUUUUAAAUGAUAUUUAAAAUGGUUCACUUCCAAUUCAGGUUGUGAGUAUAUAUGUGCCUUUUGAAAAAUAUAAUUUUUUUCAAACACUGUUGGGUGUAUGACCAUAGCGACAGUUUAGUUAACUCUGGGUAAACUCUGACCAUAAUUUUAUGGAGUGCCAGUUGCUAUCUUAUUUGUCAAGAGAGGAAUAUCCCAAUCCUAAAAAAACUGAAAGUUGUCGAAAAUAAAUUGAAUCAUGAAAUGAGAAAAAUUAGAAAAUAGAAUGAAUUUCAUUUAAUUAUUUGGUACACUAUCUUAGCAUGAAAGUGGAAGCAAUAGACAAACUUCAGCACUCCAUAAAAGUAUGUACUAAAGUCCAUAGAGAUAAACUUAGGUUUGAUUAUCAGAGUAAAACUUUGUGUUUGAUAAAAAGUAAUUCUAUCUGUAGCUUCUGAAGGUUUCCAUGGCGAAGAAGAAUAGUGUAGUAGGUUUCACGGUACAUCAUGUAUCUUUCUUGGGCAAGUGUUGGUCCUGAAAAGGACCGCCCAAUCUCUAAUUCUAUCUGUAUAUAUCAAUUUGUUUUUGGAAACACAAAGCUUUGAACAAAAAAUUGAAACAGAAACAAGUGAUAAUAUUCAUAUACCCGCAUGUCUUUCCUCUUCAAAGUUUGAUGGUAAUUGCCUGUUUUAUGUUAAGCAUGAAAAUAAACCACCAGCAACUUUACAUGUACAUAAUAUUCGGACUAAAAUUGUUGAGCAAUGCACGGUCGCAGAAAUUUAAUCAACGUACAAUCCUAAAGAUUUAAUUAUAUUUAACAAGUCGUGUAAUAUUUCCCCACCAUGCAUUGAAUAUUGUGAAUUCUGUUUCAUUUUUAGCAACUAAUAUUGCAAUAUUUUUUAUCAAAUAAUUUCCAGGGUCAGUUGCAAUAAGUAGAGAAUUAAGUCCUAUACCAGUGAAAAUGAUAUACCACGAGAUGCAAAUUAAGAUAUGUAGACAUUGAAUAAUAUAAACUUCACGAACUUUAUAAAGCAUACAUUUUUAGUAUUUCAUGUCUUUUUAUCAUGUGCCUUAUUCAACUUCGUAUAUGAUGUAUCUAAAUUAUUUUAUCAACUUGAGAAGAUGAUCAUCACACAAUAUACGCUGUUUAAUUUAUAUACUUUUCAUACAACGCUUGUUAACGUAUACAUUUUUCAUACAACGCUUUUUAAUUUAUACUAGUAUACUUUUCAUACAACGCUAUUUACUCCAUGAACUCUACAUUAUUUAUUUACCAGUUUAAACAAGUGUUUAAAAUUUCAAACACCCACGCUUAAUUUAUUGAAGAUUACAUAUCAAAUAUGAAACAACUACACUGUAAAAUUCAUAUUAAACAGCGUUGUUUAUUUUUUUUUUUAUUCAAAAAGCGUUUUACUAUUAUACUAUUAUGUUGUCAUCAUGAAACGUGAUAUUCAUUAUUACUGAUGUUGUAUUCCCUUUGAACAUUUAUUAAUGUUCGGAUGCUGAGUAAAAAUGGUCUCUAUAUUACUGACUCGUGUACUACUCAUAAGUGACUCAAUUAUAGUCAAAAGUUAUUAAAUAUCCCAACUGUUCACAAGCAUGGCACGUGCACCAACAUAAAACUUUGUUGAAGCUGAGUAGAAAUAACCACAGAUCUAUUCAUGGGCGGUGUCACGGUGGUCGGGGCAGGGGUAGCCCCGGGGACGUCGCCACGUAGAUUACUCCCUGUUCGGGCUCAUGUGGUGAUCGCCCCUGUCAUUUUUUUUUUCAAAGAGGUGAAAAAAGGGCGAAGGAAAUUAAUAUUUUAAAAGAGGGAGAAGAAGAAAUAAGAGUAGGCCUAUUCAUCAUGAGGUCACGACUGUGUAACGCUAUACACCUAUUAUUCAUAUAAGAUAAUUUGCGAUGCCAUUAGGUCAACGCCCACCGCUAAAGAUCAUUUUGGCCCCUCCCCCCCCCCUCAUUAUCACAGUAAAAAGGCUGUUUAAAUUUUGUACAACGAUAUUCAAUAUAUAAACCCUACAGUAGUUGUUUAAUAGUAUAAACAACCAUGCUUGAUUUAUUGAGAAUUAAAUAUUGAAAAAUAGACUUCGUUGUUUAAGAUUUUAAAAACUUGUUUAAACAAUUUAAACAACUACUGUAAGGUUCAUAAUUAAAAUAAAUAGCGGUGUUUGAAAUUUUAAAGCGUUUUUAUUGUGUAAAGAUAAUGCCCUUGCCCCAUAUUGCUGUGUCGUAUAACUACUAGACGUUCGCUUAUUUUUAACUGGCAUAUAAUUAUUUACACUGUAAAAAAUGAAGUGCUAAUUUAGCACUUUCAGUGCUUGUAUAGUGACUGCACUACGAGUGCUAAUUUUCUAGUUUAAAUUUGCACUAGAAAAUCAGCACUCGCGGUGCAGUCACUAUACAAGCACUGUAAGUGCUAAAUUAUCACUUCAUUUUUUACAGUGUAUGGGUCAGUUUUCAAAAGAAUGUACACACCUAAAAUGUCGGGCAACAUACUGUCCACUGUGUUGGGUAAUGUAUGUUGGUAAAAAAAUACAUAUAUUCUGGGCAAUUAUUUUCCAAUUGAGCAAAUUUGUUACCCAAUUAUUAGUUUUUAUUACCCAAUUUGGGCAGAUUUUAACCAAUAGUUGUGUGGACAGUAAGUUGCCCAGGGUUGGUUAAAAGUUGGGCAUUUUUUGCUCAACUAGUUUAAGAGUGUGCAUGUAUCAGUCUGAUCAGGCGACUUGACAAAUCUGACAGGAUUGAUUUUAAAGUGUAUUUCAGUCUCAAAAUGUGCCUUUUCAGUCUUUCUGAACUUUGUGUAUAACAUGAUACUAUUUGAAUUUGUAUUUAACAUGAUUUUCAAUGUCUAAAUUACACGAAAGCCGAAAUUGAUAUUAAUAUGAUAAGCCCUACGCGCUUCUUAAAAAAAUAUUUCUUAAAAAGGAUUUCUAAUUGCACUGGACCACGUACACUCUAAAAACAAAGAGUAAACAUUUAACCAAAUAUUGGGUAGAAAGGGGACAUUCAUGUUUGCUGUGUAAUUUUUUCCCCCAAUACUGGGCAAAAUGCAUGUUUGAAGGGUAAAUUUCAACGCAACAUUGCGUAAAAUUUACAAAAUAUUUGGUAUCUUUUUACCCAACAAACAUGCAUGUUCCCAUUUUACUCAAUAUUGGGUAAACUUUUUUAAGAGCGUAAUGUAUUUGAACGGCAUCGUUUCCAUCAAAUUAAACAGUCGAGAAAGUAAAAUUAAAGUAUUUUUUCAAAUUUUUGUGGAGAAUGGUACAUUGAAUUGUUUUUAAAAUGGUUAUCGCUGAAAAACAAACAUGCUAUAGAAAGGGUCGAAUUUUUUUUCCCUGAAAAUCUGAUACGAAAAAAAAACCUAAUCGACUCCUCCUCCAAAACGGUCAACGUUUUCCUCCAAGAAAACCGAAAAGCAAAAGGGGAAAAGGGUAUUAAUACCGAACCUGACAUAUAUCUUUUUUUUUCAAAUAACUGACAUCGAACCCCCGUAAGUCUAAAACUAUGUAGUUUGAUCAUGGACCUGCUCGUAGGUCCAUGGUUUGAUCAAGUAGUCUAGUCAUUAACGCUAUUCACCUGUUAUACAAUGUGCAAUACCUUUAUACACUUACAUUAUUUCCAAUUCAUUCAAGAGGGAGUGGGUGUGUGUGUGUGUAAUCUUACAAAUAAUUAUGUAUCACUCACUGGUUAGAUACUAUCACUUCCGUAUUAUUUCCCUAAAUGUGCAGUAUUUUUCGUGCAUACUAGGAAAAUGAUGCUUGAAACGGUGCCAGGAAACGGGAAAUUAUAUCUUGGUCUGAAGCAUUCUAAUUCAUUUUAAAAGGAUAAAAACAUAUUGUCUGUUUAUCUCGUUAGCUUUCCAUGCAGGUAGUCAAUCAAUUAGCAGAAAGAAAGGUUUCCCGAUGGUUCAAAUACAGCCAUUCGGAGUAAAAUUUUGUCUUUCAUUAUUUUCAUCCGGGUUUAGUUAAAGGCCAAGAAGUUCACCCCUAACAACAAAGUAAUGGAUGUGAAAAUGUUUGCCAUAAUUUGCAUUUUCUUCAUUGUUGUAAUUACCAAUUGUUUUUCUGAAAUUUAGUAAAGUUUUGACAUGUUAUUUAAAUUUUUCAUUCGAUCUUAAUGGAAGAUACGAAGUGUUUGUUUGAUUAUUAUUCUCUAUCCAUUCAAAUUUACUGAUUGUUUGGGGGUAGAUUUGACCUUUAAAGACCAUCUAGACCCUUUGAUCAGCUUCAUUAUUCCAAAUUAUGUUCGAAUGUUACCAGACUCAUCAUCCUUAAUGCAACGCUUUGAUCUUUAUACAGUUAUACAGUUAUACACCAUGAUAUUAUUUACAGUAAAAACGCCCUUUAAAAUUCUUAUACAACGUCGUUUACUAUAUAUGUAAACCUUUGACGGUAGUUGUUGAAAAAGUUUAAACAAUUGUUUUAAAUCUUAACAAAGGUUGAUUUUCAAUAUUCAAUUCUCCAUGGAUUAAGAAUGAUUGUUUAAACUGUUAAACAAAUACUGUAAAGAAAACGGCGUCGUAUGAAAUUUUUAAACAGCGUUUUUAACGUUUAAUAAUUGCAAAUGCAAUGGUAUUAAAAUUCCACCACCACUGGGUGCAUAAUUUUACACAGGUGUUUCAUUAUAAUACCCUGUACUUCCUGAUUGUAAUGUUAAAUAUUACUUGGUGUUAGUAUCCACAUGGUGGGUAGUUAUACUUAUAGAGCUUAGCAAUAAUUACGUUGGAAAUGAACAAAAGUAUUUCAGUACGCUUCUAAACAUUCCCGAUCGGAUAAAGAACAAACGGCUAAUAAGAUUUAUAGGAAAUUCAAAAUUGGCUGUUUUAAUUCAAAGUGUGUGUGGAUCAAGGCUAACUAUCUAGUACAGAUGCCAACAUUCCAUUUAGGCGUUGAUUUCUUGAUAUUACUGUUCCGGGGAUGGGGGGGGGUCAUGACGACCCUCCCCCAUUGAUAGGCUGCUGUUCGAAAUUCGAAAAUUGAGGGGGACACGUCCCCCAUUCCCCGGGGUCACCGCAAAAAAGAGUAUACCCAAUAUUGGGUAAACAAGGAACAUGCAUGUUUGUCAGGCAAAAUGAAACCAAAUAUUGUGUAAAUUUUACCCAAUGUUUCAUUGAAAUUUAUCCAUAAAACAAGCAUUUUGCAUAAUAUGGGAACAUAUCUUACCAAACAUACAAUGCAUGUUACCUUUUUACACAAUAUUUAGUGUACAUUCACUCGUUGCUUUGACUGCAGACACUUUAAUGUUCUGAAGCUAAGAGAUAUGCGAAGAAAUUGUUUUUUUAUGUCAGGUACAUUAAUUUUGUAUCAAUUGCCUAUUUAGAGACUCGUGAUCGAAAAGAGUUUCGAUUGUUUCAAAUUAAUUUCAGUUUUCAGAUUGAUUGCAGUAUAUUAAAACGUUACUGUUGUUGUCAUUGAUUUUAAAAGUUUUAAAUUGAUUGUAAUUAAUGACAACUCUUAACGCAGGGCAUAUUCGACAAAUUAUAAGUUGUACGGUGAUGUAUUACAGCAAUAUCAUGGACCUACAAAAUAAACGGGAUUACAUCUUAAAUUACUAGUAUUUGGGAUAUUUUUAAUCAACAGUUUUUAACCACAUGUGUGCCUUUUCGGUGAAUGGUCAUCUUUAGAAUAAAAGGUGAAUAUUGAUUUACUAAGUUUAAUUAGAUAUUCACAUAAAGUAUUCUAUCCCUGUAAUUUUGAUAUCAUUGUUAUGAUUGUGGCGAAAUAAGUAUACUUAGCAUUAAAAAAAAACAUAAUUAUACGGUGCUUUAAUGGAAUGGUAUUGCAGGGUAAAUUUCAUCUCUAGCGCAAUUCCGUGAAAUAAUCAACAUUUUGGUACAUCCGACCCCCAUCUUUCUCAAGUUUUACUCCACUUCAUAAACUGAUCAUGUCAUGGUCAUUUCAGAGCAUUAUAGACAGUCAAAAUAACUAGAAAUCAGAGACAGGGGUCAGACGUACAUAUUUUAUGAAAUUGACAUCUAGUGUAUACGUCUUUUAAGUGUACUACCUUAAAAAUAUGGGGUGUGUUAAGAAAAUAGCAGGAUGAUCGCAUAUUUCAUUUUCCCAGAAAGAAAAUAAAUUGACAGAUUUUGCCUAUAUUUAUUUGUCCCUCGAUUAUGCAGAUAUGUUUCAUUUACUUUGUAAUGAAAUAAUAUUGAAUUAAGAAUAUAUUUCUUAACGGAUAAUUGAUAUGAUAAAUGUAUAUUUUUUUAACGUGAUUGAGAUGACGUGCAUGAUUCGAUUUCUUGCCAAAUAAUACCAGAGUAUAAUUAUAUUCCAAAGACUUCUAAACUCUGACCUUCUGAUUUUAGCACGCUGGUGCACAAAAAAAUAAAUAGAAAUAAUAUCUUGUUAUUCUGGGCCAACUGAAACGUUUUUUUUAAUGAGAAAGUUCAUGAAUAUAAUCAUUGGUAUAUAAAUUUUAUGGAUAAUUUGAAAUUUGGAAACAUUUUUGUUUUUCUUUUUUUUUUCUCGGGAAAUAUUUUUGUUCACAUGGUUAUAUGGAAUGGUAAGGGACCAGGGGAUAUCAACAAGAGAAUAUUAAGAUACACUUCGUAAAUGGUGAAAAGGAUUGAUAAAACUCGAACACAGAAAUGUUAUUUUACAUCCAAAUCGUAUUCUGUACUUUCGUUUGUUCGGUAACUGAGGUUUUGCCGUUAAGAACAAAUGUUAACAUUUAUGCAAACAUUCUUGUUUCAACGUGCUGUUUACAUUAAAAGAACCCAAAUAUUUUGGGUAUGAUGUAAAGAAA
This is a messenger RNA of Lytechinus pictus (painted urchin), 11710 nucleotides long. RefSeq names its product beta-1,3-galactosyltransferase 1-like. NCBI's taxonomy places the organism in Eukaryota, Metazoa, Echinodermata, Echinoidea, Temnopleuroida, Toxopneustidae. The transcript has a single exon. Gene Ontology annotation, molecular function: hexosyltransferase activity. Gene Ontology annotation, cellular component: Golgi membrane. The record is from RefSeq and is a predicted model, not a curated record. Bases 3646 to 4779 code for a protein of 377 amino acids.